AUGUCUGUUCCUAAGGGAGGAAUACCGAGUCGCCAGCCCUCCUCCUACCGGCCCUUAGAGGGAGGACGUGAAGUCUCCUUGAAGAGAGGGGGAGACGGUCAACAUUUACCAGACGCGGCACAAGAUCGCCAGCCCAAGCAGAGGCGGUUUUUGGGGCCGCCACGGGAGGAGCCUCAAGAGAGAGCCUCUUCUCCACUGCUUGGUACUGAUUCGCAUGACGGACCAGGCCUUACUUAUGCUGGGGCCACAGCUGCAUCCCUCCCGGAUCCAGCUCCUCCACAAAGGUUUCGUAUAGUCCAUAAGCCUUCCGUAAAGGUUCAGACGGCUACGGGAGCGCCCACUAGUAGAGCGGAUAUAUGGCGCGAUUUGUUGAAACCGCUCGGAUUUCCGCUUCCUACCAUUUGUGCGGUGUUACACUUUGGCAAAGAAUCUGUUGGAGAGAUAUUCUUCGAAUCUCAAAUCAUGGCACUUCGUUUCCAGUCCACGUUCCUAGCCAAGGGAGAUGUUCCAUCGGUGGCCAAGUACCGAUUGAUGAAGGUUAACGUCCACUUUCGUAGGAAGGUGUCCAUACACUUUCGAUCUAUUCACCUAGACCCGGACCAAAUCAAGAAAUAUCUGCAGAGGCAUGUUGACGCAGUCCUUUCCUUGGAAAAGUCGGUAGACGAUGCUGCAGGUGGCGUUUGGGAUGGUGGCUGGGUCGCAUUAGUUGAUUUCCAAUUAACGGAAUCUGGCCCUGCUCAUAUACCGGGCGUGUGUUUCAUCAUGGGACAUCGAGGUGUUCUGCGUUAUGCGGGGCAACCGCGUACAUGCUAUUUUUGUGGCGACUUUAGUCAUGUGGUCUCUGAAUGCCCGGAUAAAAAGUGUUCCAAGUGUGGCAAGCGGGAUCACUUCGCCCGAGAAUGCAGGGAAUUCUGCAUGAUAUGCUCCGGCCGGCAUCAUUCCUCCUCUUGUGAUGCUCUCAUGUCCCCUGAUGUGCCUGAGGUGAGAUCACCAGUGACAGUAGCAGAUCCUGGCCCAGCGCAGCCUCCUCUCCGGCCUUUUACGGAUGUGGAUGAUGUACCCUCGCCCCCUCCGCUUCCCAUCUCAAGGAAAGUUGCUGAAUUGGCCCUACAGGUGCCGGCUAUGACAACUUACCCUCGUUGCCACUCCCGCAGCGGCCCUCGGAGCCCGUAA
Messenger RNA from Protopterus annectens (West African lungfish), 1173 nucleotides. RefSeq names its product zinc finger CCHC domain-containing protein 3-like. Bases 1 to 1173 code for a protein of 390 amino acids. NCBI's taxonomy places the organism in Eukaryota, Metazoa, Chordata, Ceratodontiformes, Protopteridae. Gene Ontology annotation, molecular function: RNA binding; zinc ion binding; double-stranded DNA binding. The record is from RefSeq and is a predicted model, not a curated record. The transcript has a single exon. Gene Ontology annotation, biological process: activation of innate immune response.